AUGGGAGGGAGCCUACCCACUCAAAGCAGAGUUGAACGAAAUGGACAGCUGGAUCCUAUCAGUAUUGGACCAUUGGAUACAACAGACCAGAUAAAAACAGGAGCAUUUGAUAUCAGCGCUCCCCAGUGCCAAAGCACAGACCAGCAUUUGCAUCUUGUAAAAGUGCAUUCUUCAGAUUUUCCAACUGGUCCUACAUCAGAUCCAAUGAAGCACUGCACUGUGUGUAUGUAUGACAGACAAAUCACAGAAGAAACAAGCGACGUGAAAUUGCAUUCUGUACAUCAGGAAGAAACAGAAGAAGACUCAAUGUAUGAAGUUAUAGUGUCUGACUGCAAAGAGUGCCUGAGCCUCAAUGGUGAAGUAAAGGAAGUAAAAGGAGAGGGGAAAGAGAAAAGCAGGGACGAGAGUGAAAAACUUAAGCAUGGAUUGGUCACUGUUGGACUUGCAGACCAGUCAGGAGGAGCCAGUUUUGCAGAAUCUGAGAGUCCCAGAGUCUGCUACAUAACUGCCCCAUGUGAGGUUGCAAAUGUCAUGACAUGUGAGGUAGUUGAUGGCCUAAGUUCUCUCAUGGUAUCAGGAUCAGAGGAGCUGGUCAGCAGUGUUCUCCGCAUUUCAAACUUCAGCCACAUCAAAUGUCCCUUCCCACUCAGCAUAGCAGUGCCGUUCCGAGCGAGUUACCGUGGGAACUAUAGAGAGAUUACAGUGAAAGUGUUGGAUCUGGAACAAAGAGUUAGCUAUGUUACUCCAACAUGUACCAAAGGUUUCUAUGGAGGACAAAGGGGAUCAUUUGCAGUAGUGCGGGUGUAUUCUCUGGGUGUGUUCGCGGUUCUGUCCCGUUUGAGGACGGAGAGUUUUACUGUACCAAAGGCUGGACUGUCUCUCAAACUCAGUGUGGACUCCAGGAUAUGCCUCGACUACUUGCCUGGUUCCUUCGCUGUACCAAUUGUUGCUCAAGUAAUGGUUCAGCCAGUGGACGCUGCUAUUUUAUCCUCUCUUAAAUCCAAAAAUGAUUCCUACCAUGCUGCUCUCACAUCAACUCCCUUACUGUACCUAAGCCACCCCUCAAAACUUAAACUCAGACGACCUUUCACGCUUAUCUUGCCAUGUCCUUCUAUCUCGAGACGAGACGAUACUGACAGACCCAUUCCAGCACCAGGCCAUCUUUCAUCCCAGCAGAUUAGGGUUGAUAGUGCCUCAGUUAAGUCUCCAAAAGACUGUAAAGAGCAGCUUGCUCCACUGGUCUGGACAGAGAACCAUUGGGAAGUUUUAGAUAAAGUCAUUGUAAGGAACCUACAGAAUGGUCUGGUCUCUUUUGAACUUUCCGAGAGCUAUGAAAGGUUAAUAGUCCUUCGCUUUCAAUCCUCUGUAAAAUCUUCCUACCUGACUUCUUUCGUUGAAGAGCUGGAAGAAGCUGUAAAGAUCUUCUCAGUCACCACUGUACUCCAUCAUGAGCGUCUGGACCCCAAAAGUGUGGUUGUGGCCACACUGACAAGCACAGAUCUUACCUGGGAGCUCUCUGAACUCCAGGCCCUGGAUUACUGUGGACCUCCAGAGCCUUCGUCAAAAAUCUCCAUGAGGGAGGGACAACAGCUGCUGCUCAGGUUCAGUGGGAACAUAACCUGCAUUGGCUACAUUCACUGUGUGUAUGUACUUGUUUCUUGUAUACUUCUACUUGUGGUCAUAGGUAAUCAGGGGACAGAUUCUCACAUAAUCACAUUUCACAACCAAAGAAGGAACCGGCUCUAUUUGAGAUUAAAAGAAGUGGACCCCUUUGGCAAUUACAGCUCUCCUCACUACAAAGGUGUUGCCAGUUUAUUCAGGGUCACCAAAGGUCACUUGGUCUGGAAUGGUGACACAGUGGCCCUGUCUAAAGACUGUCCUCUAGAAGAGCCUGUCUGUAGGCUUCCACUCACUUUGCCCAAGAGUGCCAGGACCAUCUUUCGACCUGUAAGUGCAUAUAUAUUGCGGCACAGUGAACCAGUUAGUAGUGAAAGUGUUUGUUUUCCAGAUCCUCUCUCAGAUGAGCUGUUAUCAUGGCUCUGUGAUGAGCUCACUGAGGACGAUGCAGCACUUCUCGCCAUGUCUCUCCGUCUUCGCCGCUCCGCUGUACAGAUCGCCCGCCUCCGCGCACCAUACAGCCUCUCUCAACAAGCUUUUCACAUUCUGACAGCUUGGAAAAGGGGCCUUCCUUCCACCUCUUCAAAAUGCUCCAUGCUGGCAAACUGCUUGACUCGCUCUGGAAGGCCUGAUCUUGCUAGAGAGCUGUUGCUCAGGGAGGCUGCAGAUAAAAAAUAG
This is a messenger RNA of Xyrauchen texanus (razorback sucker), 2295 nucleotides long. It is a transcript of the gene dthd1, whose product is annotated as death domain containing 1. NCBI's taxonomy places the organism in Eukaryota, Metazoa, Chordata, Actinopteri, Cypriniformes, Catostomidae. The transcript has 9 exons. Gene Ontology annotation, molecular function: protein binding. The record is from RefSeq and is a predicted model, not a curated record. The coding region runs from base 1 to 2295 and encodes 764 amino acids. Gene Ontology annotation, biological process: signal transduction.